UGACUACAAACGUAAAAAACUAAUAAUAUAAGUGGAAAAGAGUUAAGGAAAGAGACAAGAAAAAGUCAAGUGACUUCCAAAGAAUUGAACUAAAACAUAAUCUACAUAUAGCAAUAAUGUGAAAACCGGCACAAAAUAUCAAUGAACGUCUGUUUCGGUCUAUAAAAUUUAUCCACAAAGUUGCUUUCAAUCUUUCGACAUUGACCCACUCUUUUGAAUUUCACGACAUGACAACUCAUUUUCAGACACAUAAGCCAACUCUAAGUAUAGAUAAAUACUCGUUGUCAAAAAACAAAAAGUAUAGAUAAAUAUUCAAAUAGUCAUAUAUGACAUAUCCAUACAAUUAUAGUAUGUUUUUGUAUGCAUGUGUAUAUUAGAUCAACCAGUCAUAAUUGACGAUACCUAAAAAUGAAAAUCUCUGCUCUUGGUCGCGGUGGUUCCUCUCCUUUAUCCGCCUGUUUCCACCCUUCCGCCACCGCCAUCAACGACGAUCUACCGUCGUCUCUUCCAUCACCGUCAAAUCCAUCGUAUAUCUCCGCCUCCGGCGACCCUACCGCAACAUGUCAUUACCUCACUAACGUUGGCGUUUUCUUUCUUUCAUGGUCUCAAUCCUUCCUCCGCCGCUCUCUCCACCUUCAUUUCUACUCAUGCAACUCCACAAAUUGUUAUCUCCACUCUCCGGAUUGUUACCGUCACUCCAUUCCUUUCGCUUUCCGGCUCGAAAUCAAGCCCUUGACCUUUUGGAGAAAACAAGGGUCCAAGAAGAUAUCUCGAAAGCCGGAUAUUCGGGUCGUAUGGGACCUAACUCACGCAAGAUUUGGAUCAGGACCUGACCCGGAAUCCGGGUUUUACGUGGCUGUCUUUGUAUCCGGCGAAGUGGGUCUUCUCAUCGGCGAAGGAAACUUGAAACAAAGGCCUAGAAGACAAAUCUUGGUGUCCAAGAAAGAGAAUCUGUUUGGAAACAGAGUUUACUCUACGAAAAUCAAGAUUCAAGGAAAACUAAGAGAGAUUAGCAUAGACAUCAAGGUUGUUAACAACGAUGCUAAUCUCCGGUUUAGCGUAGAAGACAAGAGUGUUUUAAAGAUUAAUCAGCUUCAAUGGAAAUUUAGAGGAAACUCAAAGAUCGUGAUCGAUGGCGUUACGAUACAGAUAAUAUGGGAUGUUUAUAACUGGUUGUUUAGUGACAAGGAUAAGGUUAAACCGGAUAAAGUUCCCGCCGUGUUCUUACUCCGAUUUGAGAACCAAGAUGUUGAAGGAAACGACGUGUUGAUGAUGAACAAGCGUGUAAGAGACGAUGUAGUUUUGCGGAAGGAGAACUCUCGAACGCCGUCGUUUUGGGGGACUUCGUAUGGUCAUUGGUGUUCUUCUAGGAUGUCUUCUGUGAUGGAGUGGCCUAGUUGUAGGGAGGAAGAUGAGAGGAGUUUUGGGUCUAAGAGUUGGUUCUCUUUGAUUAUCUAUGCUUGGAGGAAGUAAAAACACACUCAACUUAUUUUAUCAAUUUUUUUUUUUGUAUAUAAAGCAAACAAUUGGAUUUGAGGAUAUACCAAAGUGUAUAAGAAUCAGAGUUUUGAUAUAUUAUCCGAUAUUAACCUUCCAA
Arabidopsis lyrata subsp. lyrata is the source of this 1597-nucleotide messenger RNA. RefSeq lists its product as uncharacterized. The transcript has a single exon. NCBI's taxonomy places the organism in Eukaryota, Viridiplantae, Streptophyta, Magnoliopsida, Brassicales, Brassicaceae. The record is from RefSeq and is a predicted model, not a curated record. Bases 409 to 1473 code for a protein of 354 amino acids.